GACCGUCCGUUUGUGUGCGGCGCCCUGGGCUGCGGACAGCAUCCCUAGGACAAAAGUUUCUUAUUGAGAAAUUAUUUUUUUCAAUUAUUAUUAUCCUUUAUUUAUAUGGCGCCACAAGGGUUCCGCAGCGCCCAAUUACAGAGUACAAUAACAAAUAAUCAAACAGGAAAACAGCAACUUACAGUUGAUGUCAGUAUAGGACAAGUACAGGCGUUUUACAAAUGAAGAUCAUUUGGCCGUACACAAACACAAGCAUGAGAUGACUCUAAAGUUUGGGCCGGCAAGGACGGACUCUGUGAUCAUUCAAGAUCAAACCCCCACUCCAACACGCUUUCUGAAGAACUGUGAGGAAGUGGGUCUAUUUAAUGAGCUAGCCAGCUCUUUUGAACAUGAAUUCAAGAAAGGUGCUGAAGAAGAUGAAGACAAAAAGAAUGCGGGACCACUGGAUAUGUCCUUACCUUCCACUCCUGACAUUAAAAUCAAAGAGGAAGAACCAGUGGAAGUGGACUCUUCUCCGCCAGACAGCCCUGGAUCUUAUACAGACGAAGAGGUGCCACCGAAGCCGCAGGUCAGCUCUACACCCACUCCAACAAUAGUACGUCCAGUUUCACUACCCAUCCAUCUGGGAUAUGAUCCUUUGCAUCCAGCACUGCCUUCACCUACAUCUGUCAUCACACAGGCCCCUCCGUCCAACAGGCAGCUAGGUUCCCCGGGCAGCUCUGUCCCGCUCAUGAUGCACCUGGGCAAUGGGCAGUCAGUACCCUUCCUUCCUGGCCCCCAUGUACAGAUGCCGUCUGUUAUAUCGUUGGGAAGACCCAUGUCAAUGGUGCCCAAUAUCCCAGGUAUUCCUGGGCCCCCAAUUAUCAGCAGUGGAGGACAUCUUUCUCCCUCGGCCCUUUCAGCUCAUGCAGAAGCCAAAAUGAGACUUAAAGCCUCCCUUACUCAGCAAGCUCCAUCUUCUUUAAAUGGAGGGAUGGCUAUGGUAGCAUCACGGCCAGAGCAGAGCCAAAUAUUGGUCCAACACCCAGACGCACCCUCCCCAGCACAGCCUCAGGUAUCUCCUGCUCAGCCCACCCCAAGUACUGGGGGUAGACGACGGAGAGCUACAGAUGAGGACCCCGAUGAGCGACGCCAGCGCUUCCUAGAGAGAAACCGGGCCGCUGCGUCCCGCUGCCGUCAGAAGCGCAAAGUUUGGGUGUCCUCUUUGGAGAGAAAGGCUGAGGAGCUGACUUCUCAGAAUGUGCAGCUUAGCAAUGAAGUCACGCUGCUGAGGAACGAGGUGGCCCAGUUAAAGCAGUUGCUUCUGGCACACAAGGACUGUCCUGUGACUGCCCUGCAGAAGAAAAACCAGGUUUAUCUUGGUGAGUGCUACAAAAUAAGAGAAAACCUCAAGGACAGUUGUGAUGCAAGAGGCUCUCCAGGCCCAGUCACCCAACACAGUUCAUUGUCCUCUGCCUCGCCUAAUGGUCUGCGCUCACCAGCCGAACACAUGGCAACUUCAGUGCUCACACAGAUGGCCAGCCAAAGGACAGACGGCCACAGUCAGCUUCUACAGUCACACGUCAUCAUGUCACCACAGUCGCAGGCAGCCAGCAGAUGAUGUAUCUCUGCCAUUGGACCUAGAACUAAUUAGCGGGAUGCCUCAGCCCCAAAGACUGAGCAGAAUAACUAAGCCCCAGUACAGAACGGGCGGAUAUGGAUUAUAAAUAUAUAUACAUAUAUAUAUUUGUUUUUAAAGUUCGGUAAAGGGUGUUUAGGGAGGGUUUUUUUUAGUACACAGAACCAAGUGAUUGAAGCACUAACUUUCAGAUCUCAUCAGGUCAAAUCACUAACACAUAUCCACAUACACACAUACAAUACAGUAAGGGCUUCAAGCACUAACUGACAAUGAACACGCAGUCUACCAUACACUGUGUGGCCUAGAUAGAAUACAAUUCUAAGGUUUACCAUUUCAGUGCCAGCAGGGUGGGAUUUCCUGGUGCUCCUUGUCUGAGCUCUCUCCCUGACCUGGUCCAUCAUUGCAGCCUAAUUAUUACUGAAGACCGCUUCCAUCAUUUUCCUUCUCUCAUUGUUACUCCUUUGAAGAAGACCGUGCCAUCCACUCUUUACCUGUCCGUGGCAUUUCAGUGUUGCUAGAAAUUAAUUGAUUCAUUACAGAAAAUGCCUUAUUUCUCAGUUGCUUUCCAGUCUUUAAGACUCUUUGUCAGGGGAAGUACGCAAGAAGCAAGUUCUGAACCGUGGGGCCAGCCUGGUGCUGGCAGAACCUAUGACACAGUACAGAGGAAAAAUACGAGCAGGUCCUCCCACCAAUGCAAGGAGGAGGCACAGAACAAUCACCCGAUAAUUGUUACUGCAUAGGGUAUGCUUUGUAGAGAUCCCAAGCAGCCAAGUGAUCAAAGUUAUGCCUGUGUUUGACUCCAGCGGAGCAGUGAUGACAGUACUUCAAGGAAACACCUACAAGUCUUCCACCGCUCUUGAAAUACUGCUGAUGUUUUCUGCUUUGACCUUAAAGUUUGGUUUUUAUUCAUCCUAUUUCAACACUAAAUAUAACCAGCGAUGUAACCUUUCCAGAGCCUCGCCUCAGUCUUCCAGCAAUCCCUUCCUGCGACACAGGUGACAUGUGACCCCCGUGGGUAUUGCCUGCCUGUGCCAAGAAGGCGCCUUCUUGAGAGAUCUGUAAGAAUUACCUGUGUGAUAACUGGAGGAGAAUUGAAGUCUAAUAUAUAUAGGAGUGACUUUUCUCCUCCCUGUACUGUACGUACCCUAUUGCAGAGAUGCCAGAAGGGGCUUCUCAGUGUCGAUUGGAGGGCUGACUUUAUGUGCCUCUUACUUUGUUUUCUACACUUUAUGGAAUCAGUUCUUACACCAUCUAUAGUUCUUUGAUUGCUUUUACUUCUAGCUAUUUCAGGUAUUGUUCUAUGCAAUCAUAUGGGCCUUUAUUGAGCUCUUUAUUCAAUCCCUACUACACUUUGGGAUUCUACAUUAUGGUUUACUUGCAGGUUCGCAAAGCAACAUAAACAAAUGUAUCAUGUAAGCAAUUUCCUCAAUCAACAGGUUUACAGUGUAGUGCGGAGCUAAAGAUUGAUUAUGUAUGACUCGUAUACAUUGCUGCAGUAAAGACGGCAUACCCUGCAAACUAGACUGAUCGGGCCUCAGUGAUUGGACGCAUAUUCCCAUAGCUGACACCUUAAGCUAGCUAUUGUAAUGUGCAGAUGCUUAAACAGGGUCACAGAGUACUAUUCCUAUUGGAACACACUACAAAAUCCUUAUCACCAUGAGAUAUAUUUACCAUCUUUACUAUAAAUCCAUUUCGCAAUUAAAACAAUAUUGUCCUGGUUCUUAGAAAAAAACUGAUCUGAGUAGGUUUUGGCAAUGAGCUGUUAAGUUAAGCAAGUUCCAUAUAUUGCGGAAAACAUUAUCAAUUAGGAGAUCAGGAAUAAAAUAAAGACAAGUGAUGUAACAUAUGUUACAGUUAUGUUGAGUAGAUGAGAUCUACAAAGCAGUUUCCGAACACUAUAUAAAAAAAGGGAAGAUUUGGCUCGGGAGAAGGUAAAGUAUGUGGUGCCUCUAAUAGAAAAAUGUAUUCGGACUCAACUAAUGGUAGUGUUACACAGCUCACUGUAAAUCAGUAUCUCUUCGCUCUCGGCAUGCAGUGCACCAGCUUUAGGAGAGCGCCAGUAGCUCAAUUGUUUAUUACUCCUAGCAUCAGGGAUUCUUGUAUUGCGAAAGAAAAAUCUGGCUUCUUUUGAGUACAAUGUUUAACCCCCUUUUUAUUCCUUCAUAUUCGAGCAGGGCUGUUUCUCGCUAAUAUCGCUCCCAGUGCGACGGACAGACGGUGUGACGUUAGUAGGUGUCAGCAGGGUGACAGCACAGCAGCCAGCAGGGGUCGUGGGCUGGCGGGUGCGCCGUGCGAUUCUGCGGCUCACCCGCCCUUAGAAACGACCAUGCCUUCAAGUAGCGGGUUACUGAAGAGGGUACUGGCCUGUAGAGCAGAAUCCUAGUUUUAUCCUUUAACUAGAGCACUUAACACAUAAAGGACUAGAUUUUACCCAUGUGGCUUAAAUACUGUAAUACUGUAAUGUCUGCCAGGAAAAUAUAUAGGUUUUAUAGAUUAGUCUGCAUUACUUUUAUAAAGUUUUCAUGGAAUUUUCUGAUGCUUACGUCUGCUUUAAAAUGCCAAAACCUAUUUCUCUGACGUCCUAGUGGAUGCUGGGACUUCCGUAAGGACCAUGGGGAAUAGCGGCUCCGCAGGAGACUGGGCACAAAAAGUAAAAGCUUUAGACUAGCUGGUGUGCACUGGCUCCUCCCCCUAUGACCCUCCUCCAAGCCUCAGUUAGAUUUUUGUGCCCGAACGAGAAGGGUGCAUGCUAGGUGGCUCUCCUGUGCUUUAAAAUGCCAAAACCUAUUUUAAAUAUGAGAUAAAUUGGUUUGACAACAGAUUGUUUUACCCAAUACAGUGUGUGAUCAGUAGAAAACUAUUCAUGGUACAAAUACAACCAUGAGCCAUUAAUGAUAUUGAAAUACCAUGUAUGUACACAUCAAUAGUGCAUACAAAUAAGCGCAGUUGGAAAUAACAUUUAGAGGGCUAUCCUAUCAGCGAUAAUUUGAUGCACAAAAAGACCAGGCUUUUAUCAGGCUAUCCAAUUAUAGACUGUUUGUUUCAUGUAGCAAAUUAUCCCUAUUCACAUGAAAACACAUAGGGUGGUAUCCAAAUAAUAUAUCGCGCCCAAUCUCCUUUCUAAAGUGAUCCCCGUUAAAGUGCAUAUCGCGCCCAAGGGUUGGGCGCUCUGGGGGCAGCGAGCUAAAAUUAUGAUACCACACCCGUCAGCAGAAACAGAACGGAUGUGGAAGCGGGCGGAAAUAAUUGAAUACCGUCCAUAAGGUACACAAAUAGCGGGGGACUUUUGUGGUUUCGCGGCAGCUAUCUCUGAAAAAAUGGUUACUUAUCAGGGAUGUGGCAGGCGAAACAAAAUCCACAAAAAGCGGACUAAUAGGAUAGCCUCAUCAUCGGUAAUUAGCCGCAGUAAAUUGCAGCGGCUAAUAGGAUAUCGCCUUUAGUGCAGUUCUCAAGUACUUUCCACGUGUUUUAGAACUAUUCAACAAGUGCCCAACAUUAGCCAAAAAUUAGACUCUUGAUUAAAGAAAAAGUGUCUUAUGUAGCAGAGCUCCAAGUAAAGACUGCUUUACUCUGAAAGGUGCGUAGUGCCUGUUUAUAAUCUGCACCUGGAUCUACUGUAUCUGUUAAGUAAAGUUAUUGUCUUCAACUUGGUUUGCCUCAGAGUAUCACCAAAGACGCUUCUUAUUUUAGUUUUCUAGGAGUACAAUGAUCGAUCGGAGUGUUUUACAAUGUAUGAUUGAUUUGUAUGGUGUGCAUAAAAAAGUAUGUUUCAAAAUGAACACGGAAUUCACAUGUACCAUUAAAGAAUAUAUAUUCUUUAAUAGUACGAGAAAAAGUUUGGAAUGCUGUCGGUUUCAGUCGCUCAUUAGUAAAGUGCACUUAGACUCAUUUUUAUAGCUGUCCAGGACUGUUAUCAUGCCUAUAUUUUACUUGCAGUGACCUUGCCACAAAAUGAAUAAACACACUUUAACCCCACAAACACACACUGACCCCACAAAUACACUUUAAAAUCAGCAUCUGUAUUUUCACAGUUGAGUACAGCAGAGAUACUCAGAUUGCCACGCACCCCUUUCACACCAAAAUCCCAGGUCCAACCCGUGUUUCGGAACACAGGGCAGGAUGUAAUGAAGUCCGAGUUCGGCGGCUGUGCGGGAUUGCAGCCGAACGCGGACGUUUUUUAAAAGGGGCAAUUUUGUUCAAGGAAUGGUUUAGACUUGUACAUGAUUGCCCCUUUAAAAAAACGUCCGAACUCGGACUUCAUUACAUCCCGGCCAGUGUUUCAGUCUGGGUCAGGCCAUGGCUCUGACCUGGGUUAUUCCUGGGUCGGCUCCGUUUACACUGCACAUGGGUGUAGUGUUGACUGUUCUGCUGGUGCUUUGAUUCGGCUCUCCCUAUGCUGUAAACAGAACCGGGGUCGGAUGGGUUAACUGUUCACACUGCCCCUUAACCCAGGACCUUCCUGUGUCCAACCCUGACACCUACCCAGGUUGGAUUCCCACGUCACUGGACCCUGGCUAAUUUUCAGGGACCCUUUCACACUGAGCCGCAACCCACGUUAUUCUGGCAAUAACCUGGGUCAAAGCGACGGUGUGAAAGGGGUUUAAGAGUUAUUACCUUAAUUAGUGCCUUGAGCAUAUGUUGUUUUAUUACAUAUGAUUUGUUGUGUCUGUUUGCUCCAGUUGGAAUUGGCCUGGUAUUGUUAAUAAUUGGUGCCUUAUAAUUUGUGUGAUAUAUUGUACAAUCCUGACCAGAUUGAACAUAAACCUUGAAUUAUUUGCAUUGUAUCAUGAGAAUUGUAUAACUCCUUACCAGGCGAUGUCAGUCACUACGUAUAACUGUUGUCAUCACACUUUUUCUGGUCACGGACUGUGUGAUUUUGUAAUGAAUUUACUACAUUGUCCAAACUUUAGUAGAACCCAUUGCCUUUACAUGCAGUCUGUAUGUAUUUUCCUAGUCAUAAUGCCAAUAACCGGAUAUGCCUGAUCCUGGUAUCCAGCCAAAUUGAACGCAGAUACCGUUUGGGUUUGCCCCAGCGUUUUGGCUGCUUGUUCAUUAUAGUAGAACUCCGAUUAUCGGAACAUGAUCUGUGGGAACCAGAAAUAAUAUUUGCUGGUAUAUUAGCCCAUAAAAAAUAAAUUAUGUAAUAAAAUGACAAAACAAAAACCCCUACUGUACAUACAUAGUUUACAUGUAUACAAUUAUACAAACUGAUUAUCCAAAUUACCCUCUCCCAAUUAUUGUGGAUAAUCUGCGUUCUACUCUUGUGUUUUCUAGAACUGUUUGAACUCUAAGGGGUCUUUUUACUAAGCCUUGGAGAGAGCUAAAGUUGAUGAAGAUAAAGUAUCAGCCAAUCAGCUCCUAACUGCCAUGUUACAGGCUGUGUUUGAUAAAUGACAGGAGCUGGUACUUUAUCCCGCUCCACUUUAUUUCUCUCUGAGGCUUAGUAAAUAGACCACUGUGGGGUUUUUUUAUGGCAGCAUAACUGUUGUGAUAGCCGUGCUAUAUCACUCCUGUAAAAUGUCCCUUUUACAUCUAAAUGAAUCCCAUUCUUUAUGUAAAACUGUUAAUCACACACCAUAACGUAUUGGUGAAGUCAUGAUUUUAAUCUCUGCCAGAUGUAACACAACAUUGAUAAUUCUUAGCAGUGUGUCAUACUGUAACACUGUAGUAAUGCACUGUCCAGUACCCCUUACACCGCUGUGCCACAUACUGUGAGAUUGGAUGAGUAAUGAAGUGCUUGUCAGGUUGCCUUCAUCUGUCCUCAUCCUAAUUUCACGAGCAUCCAUAUACUGACUUUAAAACUAUAGAGGCACUUAAGUCCCUCCAGGACAUAAAAACUCUCAAGACAAGAAUACAAUAGUUUCAUUAAAAAAAAUGCAAAAAAAAUCUGUACACUACAAUACUUAUUAUGUUUUAAUGAUGACUAUAAUUAUUUAAUACUAUAACGAUGCGUUUCCAUUUCAUUAAAUGAUAAAAAAAUAUAGAGGUUUAAGUAUAAUAUUUUAUCAUGGAAAAUUAAGUGUUUCCAUUUUGCACUUCUGUGUAGCUGACGUUGCUCAGGAGAAUCGCUGAACCCUUUCAGAGCUGUGUAAAUGCAUUGUUGUGUCUAUGUGAAUUUGUAUAAUACAUUGGGAAUAGCUCUGGCAUUUAGCUUGGUGGAUUACAAUGAAAGAUUCUCUUAGAUUAUAUUAAUUUGGGGUCAUGCAAAUUUCAAUGUCAAGUCCUCUUACUCUUCAUAUAUAGAAUUGAGCUGUUGAUUGAUGCAUAAGACGAAAUGCCAGUCAUACCAAUACGUUGUAAGUGUCUGUGCUCGGUUACAGAAAUACUGACCGUGUAUGUGACUCCAGUUGUCUCCUAGGAUGGGGAUGUUGGGAGGUAAAUAUGCCUGUAACACAGUUCUGGGUACAGCACAUGGGAGAUCUGUCUGGUGCAAAAUAAACAUUUAAUUUUCCAUGGUCUAGCGAUUUGUGAUAUAAGCCAUGUGCUUCCUUUGUGCAAUGCGAAAUAUGAUGGUAAAUCAUUCUACUGUGGAGAACUGAUGUCCCAUAAGUGUUUGGAAUCUGAAAGAGAGAAGACUACACAAUGUUCUUUAUUAUGGUUACAAAUUGCUGACCAUUGUGGAAGACCAUUAAUAUUUUAAACGUAAAAUAGCAAAACAAAUCACUGCAGUGUUUGAGUUGUGUGCCAUGGUAGGCAGGGGCGGCUGCUGAAUAUAAUGUGAUCUGGACUUAACAUUCAAGCAUCUCCAUCCCAUUUUGCAAAUAUACUGCCAUUAUCUCAAGAACUGCAAACUUGCAAAAACACCAAUGAGAACCUGUUAUAUUGAGAAGACUAAGAGAUAAGAGAUAUGUCCUUGUUAUGUGACUCAGGUACAUUUCUUGCAUUAAUCUCUCUAUACCCAAACGCAUUAAAUGCUGUAUGUGCCCCUGGUGACCAGGAGCUGCAGGUGUCAUUGCACCACGUCACCCAUCUGCCAGAGACCUGCAGAGCAAUCUACUCUGGAAGUGGGUGAUAUAAAGGCCUUGUCCCUUUCACCCUUGUUGACACCAAAUUAAUGUUAUGUGCCUUUUAUUUUGUUAAUCCUGUAACAAUAAACUCUGUUACCAAGUA
Pseudophryne corroboree (corroboree frog) is the source of this 8728-nucleotide messenger RNA. It is a transcript of the gene ATF7, whose product is annotated as activating transcription factor 7. Gene Ontology annotation, molecular function: cAMP response element binding; DNA-binding transcription factor activity, RNA polymerase II-specific. NCBI's taxonomy places the organism in Eukaryota, Metazoa, Chordata, Amphibia, Anura, Myobatrachidae. The transcript has 12 exons. Gene Ontology annotation, biological process: regulation of transcription by RNA polymerase II. Bases 260 to 1600 code for a protein of 446 amino acids. The record is from RefSeq and is a predicted model, not a curated record.